AUGAGUCGCAUUCUUUUAAAACAACUCAACAUUGUGGAAAGACGCUCACUUUCCACCCUGAUCUCCAACAAAAGAGCUUUACAGCAACCCAUUCGUUCAUUGAGCAUGUCAAAUACUGCACUAGCAAAUAGACGUUUAACUGUUACAAAGAAUUGGCUCGCAUCAUCAAAUCAAUCCAGAAACAUGUCUGCCGCCUCUUCAACCACAAUUUCUGGACUCGAAGCUGCUCAAGCCGAGAUCCUCCCCAAGAGCAACUUGGCAGUACGCGAAAUCAUCUUGAAUCGUCCCAAAAAGCUGAAUGCCUUGAACUUGAACAUGGUGCGUGCCAUGACUCCCGAACUCCAGGCGUGGGAAAAGUCUGAUUUAGCUAAAAUCAUCUUACUAAAGAGUUGUGGUGGAAAAGGUUUUUGUGCAGGGGGUGAUGUCAAGACUGUUGUCGAUUUAGCUGAAGCUGGAGACCCAAAUGCCACCAAAUUCUUUGAGGAUGAAUAUCAAUUGGAUCAUUUAAUCGCAACAUUGGAUACACCUUUUGUCGCUAUCAUGGAUGGUAUUACCAUGGGCGGUGGUGUCGGCUUGUCUGUUCAUGCUCCUUUCCGUAUUGCUACUGAAAAGACCUUGUUCGCUAUGCCUGAAACCGCCAUUGGCUUCUUGCCCGAAGUAGGUGGAUCCUUCUUCUUAUCCCGUUUGGAUGGUCAAUUGGGUGUCUAUCUUGGCUUGACUGGCAAGCGUCUCAAGGGCACUGACGUCUUGUAUUCUGGUGUCGCGACUCACUUUGUUCCAUCGUCUCGUAUUCCUGCUCUCGAGGCGCGUUUAUCCGAACUCGAUAAUGCUUCCCACGAUAUUGUGAACCAAGCCAUUGAAGAAUUCUCUGCUGAAUUGGACAACGAACCUGCCUUCUCCUUGUCUGGCGAAACUCGUCAAGUCAUUGACCGCUGCUUCAAGUAUGAUACCGUUGGUGAAAUCGUACAUGCGUUGGAGAAGGAACCCGAGACUGAAUUCACAAAGGAAACUUUGGGCUUGUUGAACAGCAUGUCACCUACUUCUCUCAAGGUUACCUUGCAGCAAAUCCGUAACGGUGCUUCUUUGAGCUUGGCCCAGUGUUUCAAAAUGGAGUAUCACCUUGUUCAAAAGUUCUUGCAAGGCCAUGAUUUCAAGGAGGGCGUCACUGCCACUUUGGUCACUCGUUCCAAGCCUAACUGGGUGCCUAAUCAGUUGAGCGAUGUGGAUGACACAAAGAUCAAGCAAACCUACUUUGACUCACCUUCUCCCUUGCGUUUGGAGCUGUUGAACAGCCGUGAUUUCAAGAAGUAUCCUCACCGUAAAUACAUGUUGCCUUCUGAGGAAGACAUCAAGCGUAUCGUCACUGGAGAAGCUGCUGAUGUCGGCAACUACGCAUUAAACCGUCAACAAGUUCUUGAUCAUCUACUUAGAGAACGCCAAGGCAAGCAAGGUCUCAAGCAAAAGGUGUUGGAGGUCUUGGAUCGUAAGACUGUAGAAAAUAAGAAGGAUGGUGAAACUUUGAAAUGGGUUUAUUAA
Molecule: messenger RNA, 1536 nt
Organism: Mucor velutinosus
Lineage: Eukaryota; Fungi; Mucoromycota; Mucoromycetes; Mucorales; Mucoraceae
Exons: 6
Coding region: 1-1536 (511 amino acids)
Biological process (GO): L-valine catabolic process
Cellular component (GO): mitochondrion
Molecular function (GO): 3-hydroxyisobutyryl-CoA hydrolase activity
Source: RefSeq, a predicted model, not a curated record